AUGCAUGGCUCUCUACACAGUCUGCUUGUCGCUUCUCUUCCUGACCUAGUCUUGAGCAAUUAUCUUAGCUCGACUGCAUUUUACAGACAGAACUGGAAGAUGGCUUCAGACAAGAGUGAGAAUUGCCUUGGCUGGGCUGCCAGAGAUCAAUCAGGAUUUCUAUCCCCAUAUAAAUUUAACAGAAGGGUUGUUGGGAAAGAUGACAUUUCAGUAAAAAUAACACACUGUGGAAUUUGUUAUGCUGAUGUUCUCGCUACCAGGGGAAAAUUCAGAAAGUCAUUGUACCCAGUAGUACCAGGUCAUGAGAUAGUUGGAACUGUACAAGUAGUUGGAUCUGAUGUUCAUCGCUUCAAAAUCGGCGACCAUGUUGGAGUGGGACCAUAUGUCAAUUCAUGCAAGAAUUGUGAUUACUGUAAUGAUGGGCUUGAAGUGCAUUGUGCAAACGGAGUUGUUACCACCUUUAAUAGUGUUGAUGUCGACGGCACCGUCACGAAAGGAGGAUACUCCAGUUUCAUUGUUGUUCAUGAAAGAUACUGCUACAGAAUACCUGAUAGCUAUCCGCUAGCUUUAGCAGCACCAUUGCUGUGCGCUGGCAUAACAGUUUAUACUCCCAUGAUUCGUCACAAGAUGAACCAACCAGGAAAAUCCCUUGGGGUGAUUGGACUAGGCGGCCUCGGUCACAUGGCUGUGAAGUUUGGAAAGGCUUUUGGAUUGAACGUCACAGUUUUCAGCACAAGCAUUUCGAAGAAGGAGGAAGCCUUGAAUCUGCUUGGAGCAGAUAACUUCGUAGUCUCAUCUGACAUGGAGCAAAUGAAGGCCCUGGAUAAAUCCCUCGACUUCAUUAUUGACACAGCAUCAGGUGAUCAUCCAUUUGAUCCUUACGUUGCAACUUUGAAGACCGCUGGAGUCCUAGUCCUGGUGGGCGCUCCAAGUGAAAUCAAGCUCAGUCCUUUGAGGCUUCUUCUUGGUAUGAUAACCAUUUCUGGAAGUGCAGCAGGUGUAUGGGAGGGAUAUUCAGAAUCUGAUUUGUUGCACCUAACAGUGACUGGUGAGAGAGAUGCGAUAGAACAAGUUUGA
Dovyalis caffra is the source of this 1077-nucleotide messenger RNA. The record is from the annotation of a GenBank genome assembly. Lineage: Eukaryota; Viridiplantae; Streptophyta; Magnoliopsida; Malpighiales; Salicaceae.